AUGUAUUCGACACGUUAUUUUGUGCUUGCAUGUUGUGAGAGCAGUAUCGCUUCACUUCCUCGUGACCUUCCAGCAUGCGUCAUGGCCGGCGUGAACUCCCUCUCCAACACCCAACUAGCGCGGCAGCGGCGGCGAAUAGACUACCAGGAGGCCGCUGAUUAUCGUGUUGUUGAGUCUGGUGGGGCCGCCCUCAUCCCGACCACACCAAACACUACCGUAGUAGCUGGGGUCACAGGGAAUGUUUGA
Molecule: messenger RNA, 246 nt
Organism: Mesocestoides corti
Lineage: Eukaryota; Metazoa; Platyhelminthes; Cestoda; Cyclophyllidea; Mesocestoididae
Source: the annotation of a GenBank genome assembly